This is a messenger RNA of Cottoperca gobio, 1014 nucleotides long. RefSeq names its product potassium inwardly rectifying channel subfamily J member 15 (gene kcnj15). NCBI's taxonomy places the organism in Eukaryota, Metazoa, Chordata, Actinopteri, Perciformes, Bovichtidae. Gene Ontology annotation, molecular function: inward rectifier potassium channel activity. Gene Ontology annotation, biological process: potassium ion import across plasma membrane; regulation of monoatomic ion transmembrane transport. Bases 1 to 1014 code for a protein of 337 amino acids. Gene Ontology annotation, cellular component: plasma membrane. The transcript has a single exon. The record is from RefSeq and is a predicted model, not a curated record.
AUGGCGACCAGGAAGGCCGAGGUCCAGCGAAGGAUCGUGUCCAAGGACGGCCACAACAAUGUGCGUGUGGACAACGUGGAGGGCAUGGUGAAGCUGUACCUGCACGACAUCUGGACCACCGUGGUGGACAUGAAGUGGCGCUACAAGCUCACUCUGUUUGCCUCCACCUUCGUCAUGACUUGGUUCAUCUUCGGGGUCAUUUUUUACUUCAUCGGCAUGGGCAACGGAGACUUUGAGGCCAGCAACAGCACGGCCUGCGUGGUGAACGUGAAGACCCUCACUGGCGCCUUCCUGUUCUCUCUGGAGUCGCAGACCACCAUCGGUUAUGGUUUCCGUUACAUCUCAGAGGAAUGCCCUCUGGCUAUCUUCACGCUGGUGGUCCAGCUCGUCAUCACCGGCCUGGCCGAGAUCUUCGUCACCGGGGCCUUCCUGGCCAAACUGGCUCGCCCCAAGAAGCGAGCGGAGACCAUCAAGUUCAGCCAGUCGGCGGUGAUCUGCCGGCGCCAGGGCAAGCUGUGUCUGAUGGUGAGGGUGGCCAACAUGAGGAAGAGCCUUCUGAUCCAGUGCCAGCUGACAGGAAAGCUCCUCCACUCCAAUGUGACGGAGGAGGGCGAGAAGACACAAAUCCACCAGAGCUCGGUGGACUUCUACAUGGACUCCAGUGGAGAGUGCCCCUUCCUCAUCCUCCCGCUCACCUUCUACCACGUUCUGGACGAGCACAGCCCGCUGGCAGGACUCAACGCCGAGAACCUGCACACUCGUGACUUUGAGCUGCUGGUGACCCUCAACGCCACCAUGGAGUCGACCGCCGCCACGUGCCAGAGCCGCACCUCCUACGUCCCUCAGGAGAUCCUCUGGGGUUACGAGUUAAAGCCGGUGCUGUUCAGCACCACGGGCGGCCGCUACGUGGCAGAUUUCAACUUUUUUGACAAGGUGCAAGUGAGCAACGAUGCAGCCUUCCUCAGUAACAACACAGAGAAGCUCAAACUGGAGGAGGACUACAAGAAGGAAUAG